AACAGAAAAGUACUUUUUUACAAAUGGCUGCCCAAAAUGCAGCCUUUCACCUGUCUGGCCUCGAGGCAUGCGCAAUAACAAAUCCGAUUCGCUGUCCAUUGUGCUGAAAACAAGUCCUUAAAAACGCUCACGUGUGUCUGAAAAUGUUCUCAACAUACAACAACCUCUUUGUUGUUCUAACACCGAGGCCUUACAUAAUAGAUGUGAAUAUGUGAGCGCAGGGAUGGCCAAGCGCGCGUGUCAUCCUAUCCACUUGGGUGCGCACAUCUAAACUCUUCUACGGUGGCUUGUACAAGCGAUCAGCCACACUACAACAUCCUGUUUUGUCUUCCACGGCGUCCCCGGUGUGAGGGUGAUGCGAUCUGGGAAUUUUUGUCCCUGCCUUCUUCAAGGGCUGCCGCACAGCUGCUGCUUCUUUAAGAGCCACCGCCCGCCCCCUCUCUUGUAUUUUUAGCUGAGCCAGCUACUUCAUUUGCUGGAUGAGACAGACAGCUGUGUGACCGCACUCCAGUCCAUCCUGCUAAUAAAUGACAUCAAAUUGCAUCCUGCGGAACCGCCGCGGACCUCAAGCCAGCUGCAACCUGGACAUCCUCCCUGGGAAACAGCGUUGCUCUGCGGAUGUCGGAUGCUGAAGCGCGCAGUGGAUGUUGGAUUUUCAUUAUUAUGAAACGCGGCGCCGCACCGGGUACCCAACAUGGAGCGCCUGUGAGAUCAAAUGAACUAAAUCAGUUUAGCUCCUGAAUCUGUGUGGAAGGCUGCUCCAGAAUCUUUCUCCGUAUCCUCCUGGUCUGGGGAUAAGAAAAAGCCUUCAAAACGGAGGGGGUGGUGGAGCACCGAGGGAAAAAUAGGGGCAACAUGAGAGAGCGGGACUUUAUGCCCAAUAUGGAGAGGGGCAAACCUGCCACUUACACGGGGGACAAGAAGGCUAAGAUGGCUGCUAAGACGAACAAGAAGUGGGUGAGACUAGCCACUGUUUUUGCGUAUGUGUUGUCGGUGUCCUUAGCGGCGAUCAUCCUGGCCAUUUACUACAGCCUGAUCUGGAAACCGACCAGCGGGUCCUCCUCGUCUGGGAAGCCCGGGGUGCCCGACGGGGUCACUCCCGGCGCCAACAUGUCAACCGACAGCACACUUUCCACAAACAACAAUGUCUCAGAGUGGAACUCUACACAGACCAGGCUGCUGGCUGUCAACUCAACCCUGCUGGGCACGGCGGCGCGCGCACAGGCGUUUCAGUGGGAUGGCAGAGCCGUGUCCCCGCGUGGCGCAGGGGCAGAAAGUGCGCACUCCCAGCUCAAGGAAGAACUGUACGCAUCCCCUCAUGGCCACAAGGGCGCAGAGAGAUCGGUGACACAGGCGUCUGAAACCAGUCAAUCCAUCCCGGCAAGCACAAGGGAGCCUCUGAGCCAGGAGGAGGAGACGCGCAACAACGAGCGCGAGCGAGCGCCAGGGGAUGGAGACGCUCUCCGACCGACUUAGAUGGCGAUCAGAGCCAACAGGACAUGGAACGAAGCGCGGGCCUAUCACUGUACACACUUUUCAUUAAAACAGACUCAAGAUGGAGUGUUUGCCAUUCCCGCAGGUCGGAUAACACACUGGUCCAAUUGCAGAUGCUGAACUUACGUUAGAGCCUGAAAACUUGCCCUAGAAGAGAGCUGUUUUUCUUCUCCAAACACUGUACCCCUUUUACUAUGCGUUUUUGUUAUACUUUUGAAUUGUUUUAGGCCAUCUGUAUGCCUUAAUGUCUCUCAUUUACCUCAGACUCCUUCUGAGGUCGCUUGUUUGCCUAAAUUUGUGGACAAAUCCUGUAUUUAUUGAACAGCAAGGAGCGAAAAGGUGCUUUUGCAGAGCAGAAAGCACUUGAAAUCACUGCCACUUAUCCGUCCGUCUAACUAAGUUCUGUAUUUAUGAAUUUUUAGAUUCCUUUGAUAGAGCAAAGUCUGGAUUUUUGGUUAAAAUAUCCUGCUUUUCUUGAGUUCUGCUCAGGUACAGUAUGUGCAACCAUGUAAACGUAUUGUGUCUUUGGUUAUAUACAAUAGGACAGGCAUACAUCUUUUGGCCUUGAUAAACUUUUAGUCUAUUUAGAGGAUUUUUAUUAAAGGUACACUAUGUAGUGUAAGUACUAUAUAUUACAAAGUACAAAUAAACAAUCUUUAAAAAGAU
This is a messenger RNA of Oryzias latipes (Japanese medaka), 2160 nucleotides long. RefSeq lists its product as uncharacterized. The record is from RefSeq and is a predicted model, not a curated record. NCBI's taxonomy places the organism in Eukaryota, Metazoa, Chordata, Actinopteri, Beloniformes, Adrianichthyidae.